UACAACUACGGUUCCAGCUCAGAGAGAAACGAUGUCGCUACCAGGACUUUCAAGCAGUGCUGUUAAUACAUCACAGGCGAAUGAGACUGUUGACAUUGGCGCUAGAGCAGAAUGGCGUAUUGAAGUUGACCUGAAGGACACCGUCACCGUGAAAGUGACCAAGGGUAUUGUUGAGGUUUUCGGCACUGAGCUUGCCAUCGACGUUGAGUACAAGUUCACGGGCCAGAAGAUCGCCUUCUACUCUCAUGAAGGUGGCCAGUUGGAGUACUCUGGGCCAUUGGUUUCAGAGUAUGUCUCUGAAGAGACACAGAUGUCGGCUUACUUGAACUUCCAUUUUGCACUGUGUAAGAUGAGAGAACAGGACGUCCGUGGACCGAGGGUUUUAAUCUUGGGCCCAAAGGACUGUGGAAAGACGUCGUUGGCAAAGAUCCUUGCAUCCUACGCGUCUCGUAUGGACUAUGAACCCAUGAUUGUGAACCUGAAUCCAUCUGAUCCGGUAUUUUCCAUUCCAGGUACUCUUACUGGUACGCCAGUGAGUGAUAUCCUCGACGUGGAGGACGGCUGGGGUCAAACAUAUACAACAGGUGUGGCACCGUUGCACCCUAAACAACCUACUGUGAGGUACUACGGUUCACCAGAUAUCCACGAGAAUUUGAAAUUUUACAAACAUAACGUCUCAAGAUUGGGUGUCACUGUAUGCAGCAGGGUUUCAGAGGAUUCCACUAUGAAGAAGAGUGGUGUCAUUGUUGAUACCCCACCUUUAACGAUAAAAGAUGUCGAGAUCAUUGAAGAUGUCAUCUCAGAUUUUGAAAUCAAUGUGAUGGUUGUCAUUGGGAAUGAAAGGCUAUUCAUCGAUCUCAAAAAGAAGUUCCAGGCGAAGUUAAACGUGGUCAAAUUACCCAAAUCUGGCGGAUGCGUCGAGAGGGACGAUUCAUUCACAAGACAAGUGCAACAGAGAUCCAUUAGGGAGUAUUUCUAUGGAACGCCAAAGACGGUAUUAUCGCCGUACACAGUGUAUGUCGACUUUGAUGUUGUGAAGGUCUACAAACCCUUUGUUGAUGCCGGUGGGUUGAUUUCCUCUGUAUUACCCAUUGGUGAAGAUGGGUUGGAUAACGAAGAGAAGAAGCCUGAUCCACUGCUGCAAUCUCUUGAACCUUCAUCUUCAAGUCUACAGCAUUGUGUUCUUGCUAUACUACAAGCUGAUAAGAAGAGUGACGAGGACAUUAUUCUGAGAAGUAGUGUACUUGGUUUUGGAGUGGUUACUGAUGUUGAUGAUACAAAAUCUAAAUUGCGCAUAUUGAUCCCAGUUCCAGGAAGGCUGCCAGACAGAGCCAUGUUGCUCGGAUCAUUCCGCUAUACUGAAUAAGAAGUCAUGGUUGUUGAUAAAAUACAUAACGAAGUAACCGAUAAUACGUAUAGUGUGUGGUUUAUGCUCUUUUUGUCUACCUCCACAGGAGAGCUUAGUCUCCCUUAACGAUGAGCUCCUCCGGUGCUCUCUGUGCGUACUCAGUCCAACUUCCGUCGUAGACCUGAACACCACCUUUGUUGUAGCCAGCAGAGUCCAAUGCUGCUUUCAAGAUGCAAGCUGUGACACCAGUGCCACACAUCACAAUGACGGGUUUAUCCUCAGGAAUCUCCAACUCCUUAAAGAUCGAAACAAGCUGAUCCUUAGGCAAGAAGAGGUUAUCACUGUCCAACACUCUAGAAAAUGGU
Messenger RNA from Williopsis jadinii, 1713 nucleotides. RefSeq names its product cleavage polyadenylation factor subunit CLP1 (gene CLP1). Gene Ontology annotation, biological process: tRNA splicing, via endonucleolytic cleavage and ligation. Lineage: Eukaryota; Fungi; Ascomycota; Saccharomycetes; Phaffomycetales; Wickerhamomycetaceae. The coding region runs from base 32 to 1366 and encodes 444 amino acids. Gene Ontology annotation, cellular component: mRNA cleavage factor complex; nucleus. The transcript has 2 exons. The record is from RefSeq and is a predicted model, not a curated record. Gene Ontology annotation, molecular function: polynucleotide 5'-hydroxyl-kinase activity.